UCUCACAAUCUACAAAGAUGUCGUUUGCCGGGAGAACUUUGACUGUGCUUGGCCGAUCUGCCAUCCGUACGCGCUGUACGGCUUUACAGCGUUACCGUGGAGACUUUUCGAAUGCACCAGGAGAUAAUAUGCCUUUCCAAGUAAAGAACAAGCCUAGGCUUCUGGCAACCAUGAUCCUCUAUCUAGGAACAUGCUUUACUCUUCCUUUCAUCUGUGUGAGAUUCCAAAUGGCGAAGCAGAAAGGUGAUUGAUGUUCAAGAACAAGGCAAAGACCUGGAAUGGAGUGAACAUCUGUUGGCAUUAUUAAAUGUGAACCUUUCCUCUUGAUAUAUGGUUUUUUUUCAAUGUUGUAAUAUUGUAACCUAGUAAUGUCUAAACUCAUAAUUGUUCGCUGAUUAGUGGUUUAUACUGGUUUUAUGCUUCAUUAAGUAUCAUUUAAAAGAUGUAACUUGAAUUGAAUAAACAGGCUACUUUGGAGUUUA
Molecule: messenger RNA, 482 nt
Organism: Pocillopora damicornis (cauliflower coral)
Lineage: Eukaryota; Metazoa; Cnidaria; Anthozoa; Scleractinia; Pocilloporidae
Product: cytochrome c oxidase subunit 7C, mitochondrial
Biological process (GO): mitochondrial electron transport, cytochrome c to oxygen
Cellular component (GO): respiratory chain complex IV
Source: RefSeq, a predicted model, not a curated record